Messenger RNA from Aspergillus pseudotamarii, 1500 nucleotides. RefSeq names its product MFS sugar transporter. Gene Ontology annotation, molecular function: carbohydrate:proton symporter activity. The coding region runs from base 1 to 1500 and encodes 499 amino acids. The transcript is spliced from 12 exons. NCBI's taxonomy places the organism in Eukaryota, Fungi, Ascomycota, Eurotiomycetes, Eurotiales, Aspergillaceae. The record is from RefSeq and is a predicted model, not a curated record. Gene Ontology annotation, cellular component: membrane. Gene Ontology annotation, biological process: carbohydrate transport; transmembrane transport.
AUGCCUCAUAAGUCAUCCUGGUUUAAACCGGGUUUUCACACCCAAUUAGCUAUCACUGCAAACUGCCUGCACGCUUUUUUCCUAUUUGGAUACGAUCAAGGUGUCUUUGGGGGCCUGAUUUCUAACCCAGACUUUCUGAAUACUGUCAACCACCCUUCUGAUGGUCUUCUUGGAUUCAUUGUCUCUAGUUACAAUCUCGGAUGUCUUUCAGGCUGCGUUCUCACCUUCAUUAUUGGCGGCCGGCUUGGUCGCCGUCCGACACUUUGGCUUGCCAUGAUUACAUUGAGCAUCGGUGCCAUAAUUCAGACAUCUGCUUACGGGGUCCCGCAAAUGAUCGUCGGACGAAUUGUUGCAGGCCUUGGCGUCGGUAUAGACACGGCCACAGUGCCUAUGUACCAAGCUGAGUUGUGCAAAGCAGCCGUUCGAGGUCGUAUGGUAACUACAGAGGUCCUCUUCACUGCGCUCGGUAUAACCGUAGCAUACUUCUUUGCAUUCGGAAUGGACUUUGUCGGUGGUGCAAUUGCUUGGCGGCUCCCAAUUGCCGCCCAGAUCUUACCCGCAUUUAUCAUUUCCAUAGUUCUCUUUGGUCUACCAGAAACCCCUCGAUGGCUUAUUGAGCGUGGAAGAGUGGACGAAGCUGUGCAGGUGAUGUGCCAAGUAUAUGGUGUUGGACCGGAAGAUGAGAGUGUCCAACACGAAACUAGGGAGAUUCUGGGGGCACUGGCAAAUGAAAGCGAGGUCGAUUUCCACUGGUCCAGGCUUUUCAAGAACGAUCGAGUUCAAACUCGUCGCCGAGUCGGUCUUGCACUUUUGGUACUAUCAUUCAAUCAGUGGGUCGGUAUCAACGUCGUUGUAUUUUAUAUUGCAGUCGUUCUGGAAGAGAGUGUGGGACUAUCCAGGCAGAUGGCACUGAUUGCUGGUGGAUGCAUUAACCUCGCAUUUGCUUUAGGAUCCUUGGUCCCAGCACUAUUUCUUGAUCGCAUUGGCCGAAAAAGGCCCAUGAUUAUAGGAAGCAUAGGAAUGGGGCUCAGCCUCGCUGCUAUCUCAGUUCUGUUAUCCUUCCAAGGUACAAACAAGCAGGCUGUUACUGGGAAAGCCUGUAUUGCGUUUUUCGUCACGUAUAUGAUCUUCUUCGGUACUAGUCUAAACGCGAUCCCCUGGUGCUACGCUCCAGAAAUUCUGCCGCUCAAAGCCAGAGCAAAGGGAAUUUCGUUGGCCGUUUUCGUGAACUGGGCCUCGGUAUUUCUUAUUGUUAUGGUCACCCCUACCAUGAUCGCUAACAUAACAUGGAAAACAUACUUGGUUUUUAUGGCCUGUAACUUUGCCAUUGCCCCCGCCAUCUACUUUUGGUUCCCUGAAACUAGCAGGUUAUCCCUGGAGGAAAUAGACCUUCUUUUUAUCGAUAGUGAAGAGCACGCAGCAGCAACUGGGAACGAAGCUUCCAACGUCGGCGAGAAGAAUUCGACAAAUACGUCUCUCCAUAUUGAGCAUAUCAACUGA